Scomber japonicus (chub mackerel) is the source of this 1036-nucleotide messenger RNA. RefSeq lists its product as uncharacterized. Gene Ontology annotation, biological process: proteolysis. The transcript is spliced from 6 exons. The record is from RefSeq and is a predicted model, not a curated record. NCBI's taxonomy places the organism in Eukaryota, Metazoa, Chordata, Actinopteri, Scombriformes, Scombridae. Gene Ontology annotation, molecular function: serine-type endopeptidase activity. Bases 4 to 993 code for a protein of 329 amino acids.
AGUAUGGCACUCUGGAAUACAUGGACACUCUUGAUGUGUGUAGUCCUCACUGGACAAGGGUCGGAGGCUCAGGAUUGUGGAAUGGCACCUCUGAACACCAAGAUAGUGGGUGGUGAGAAUGCCACAGUUGGAUCAUGGCCCUGGCAGGUCAGCAUGCACAUCAGUCAUCAUAUCUGUGGAGGGACCCUAAUCAGUGACCAGUGGGUACUAACGGCAGCCCACUGCAUCAUAAUAAACGUACCUCUUGCGUGGACUCUUUACUUUGGGAGACUGAAUCAGACUGGCCCUAAUGUUCACGAGGUGAGCCGCACUGUGUCCCAGAUCAUCGUCCAUCCUGACUACAGCAACACCUCGUUUAACAAUGACAUUGCUCUAAUGAAGCUGAGCAGCGCUGUCACUUUCACAGACAACAUCAGACCUGUCUGCCUAGCAGGUAACUCCAGCCAGUUCCACAACUCCACUACUUGCUGGGCCACAGGCUGGGGUAGACGUGGAAAGGAUGAGCCAUUGGGAGCUUUUGAGACACUGCAGGAGGUUCAGAUUCCUGUGAUUGGAAACAAGCAGUGCAGUUGCAGCUACAUCCCAGUACCAUCUGCAAACAUCACAAACAACAUGAUUUGUGCUGGUCAAGAGAACAAAGGAGCAUGUCAGGGGGACUCAGGUGGACCUUUGCAAUGUAGACAAGGCUCAAAAUGGAUCCAGGCGGGCAUUACCAGUUUUGGAAUACCUUGUGCCCUGGCUGCUUUUCCUGAGGUCUACGCUCGAGUAUCUGAGUACCAGACAUGGAUCACAGAUAAAGUGGCGGGGGCGAGGGUUAACUUUGUAACAUUCACCUCCAGUGGCACUGACCAAGACAGCAGCUUUGUGUGUCUCAGAAAUGAAACCACAGCAACGCCAAGUCCAUCCACCAAUGCAUCAGCCUCUUCAACUGCACUUUCAUUUUUUGUCAUUUUACUGUCUUUCUUGUUUUCGCAACACAUUUUUGCUUUGUAGCACAAUUUCACAUCAACAACUUGCACAAGCUGCACUAUUAUCU